CGGGCGGUGCGGCCGCUGUGAUUGGUCGACAGCAGCUGAGCACAAGUUCCCUGGCCGGUACUCCGAGGCACCGGUGGGCAACGACCAGUGUGGAUAAUUGGUGUAAAAUGGCGCUGUCUCAAGGAACAAAGAAGAAAGUUUGCUAUUAUUAUGACGGUGAUGUGGGGAACUACUACUAUGGCCAGGGCCAUCCUAUGAAGCCCCACAGGAUCCGCAUGACACACAACCUCCUUCUCAACUAUGGACUGUACAGGAAAAUGGAGAUCUAUAGACCACACAAGGCCAAUGGAGAAGAGAUGACCAAGUACCACAGUGAUGACUACAUCAAGUUCCUGAGGUCCAUCCGACCGGACAACAUGUCUGAGUACAGCAAACAGAUGCAGAGAUUCAAUGUUGGAGAGGACUGUCCCGUGUUCGAUGGCCUGUUUGAGUUUUGUCAGCUGUCAACAGGUGGCUCUGUCGCGGGGGCGGUGAAGCUAAACAAGCAGCAGACAGACAUCGCCAUCAACUGGGCCGGCGGACUCCAUCAUGCAAAGAAGUCCGAGGCCUCUGGCUUCUGCUACGUCAACGAUAUCGUCCUGGCCAUCCUCGAGUUGCUCAAGUACCACCAGAGGGUGUUGUACAUUGACAUUGACAUCCACCAUGGAGAUGGAGUGGAAGAGGCUUUCUACACCACAGACAGGGUCAUGACUGUCUCUUUCCACAAGUAUGGAGAGUACUUCCCUGGCACUGGAGACCUGAGGGACAUUGGAGCAGGAAAGGGCAAGUACUAUGCAGUGAACUACCCUCUUAGGGAUGGCAUUGACGAUGAGUCAUAUGAAGCGAUCUUCAAACCUAUUAUGGCUAAAGUGAUGGAGAUGUACCAGCCGAGCGCUGUGGUGCUCCAGUGCGGAGCUGACUCUCUGUCGGGAGACAGACUGGGCUGCUUCAACCUCACCAUCAAAGGCCACGCCAAGUGUGUUGAGUACAUGAAAAGCUUCAACCUUCCCCUGCUAAUGCUGGGUGGUGGCGGUUACACCAUCCGCAACGUGGCCCGCUGCUGGACCUACGAGACAGCCGUUGCCUUGGAUUGCUCCAUCCCCAACGAGCUGCCUUAUAACGAUUACUUUGAGUACUUUGGGCCCGACUUCAAACUGCACAUCAGCCCGUCCAACAUGACCAACCAGAACACCAACGAGUACCUAGAGAAGAUCAAGCAGCGUCUCUUUGAAAACCUGCGUAUGCUGCCCCACGCCCCAGGUGUCCAGAUGCAGGCCAUUCCCGAGGAUGCCCCCCACCCUGACAGUGGGGACGAGGAUGAAGAGGACCCUGACAAACGCAUCUCCAUCCGGGCCCAUGACAAAAGGAUAGCCUGUGAGGAGGAGUUUUCUGACUCCGAGGAUGAGGCCGAGGGCCAGGGAGGAGGCCGCAGAAACACAGCCAACCACAAGAAGGCUAAACGAGUGAAGAAGGAGGAGGAGAAGGAAGGAGAGGAAAAGAAAGAAGUGAAAGAAGAGGAGAAAGAGGAAGAGAAGAUGGACACGUCAGUACCAAAAGAAGAAGUGAAAACAACUUGAAGUCUCUAAUGGGGGAAAAAUGGUUCGACCUUUGUCCAGGAGCCCCUGAUUCCUUUAUUCUCGUACUGCAGUGAUGAAAGGACCGACUUAUUUUCUACUACAGUUUUAGUAUGUCUUCUUACCGACAAACCUGGCUCACAUAGUACUUGCAUUGGUUUUUGACCUCUGUGGAGCUCCAGGUGGGUGGCCUUGGCAAACUAGACAGUACAGUGUCAGAAAAUUUUGACAAUCUACAGGAUUUGAACAUCAAUUUAACAUAUUUCUGAUAGAAAACUUGCUUAGCACCUCCUCUGCUGUGCUGAUGUAGCAAAUACCACCCAGCUGAGGCUCAAAGCAGGUAAAAAACAUACGCUGUGAAUCCCUUUUCAUUUGCUAUGUGAGCCAGAUAUGCCUAGUGAGAGAAAAACACAAAGUGUUACUGUUGCUAUCAUGACGUUUCAGAUGUAGUGUCCACAAAAAGCAAAAUGUUUGUGGGACUCAGCUUACAGGGCUCACUCUAAAUUCCCUGCAGAAAUGUAGUUGGUUUUUAAGUCUAGCGCUCACAUGCAAAAAGGCUUUUCUUAGUUUUUAAACAGCUAUUUAUGAUACUGUUAGAAUAACCAGCAUUUGACAGACUGUUGUUUGGCUUGUUGUGUUAAUUUAUCAGUAAAUGCAUGUUUAGAAUGUCGUUGCCUUUUGCAUGUACAUAUUACACUCUCCUUUUGCCCAUGCAGUCCACCACUUCGCAGUCAGUCCCUAAUCUCUCUUGACUAAGUUAUUUUAAAUCAUGAGUACACAAACAGUUCCUUUAGCCUGUCUUCCCAUGAAUAUCUAGUCAGUGGUUCCCCCUUUUUAUUUUCUUCUUGCAUUGUUUGUAUGUUUAGGUAUGAUUGAGUUUAUACUUCUUCAGAGGUUGAUGUUGGGAAGCGAGUGACUUGUUUUAGAUAUUUUGUACCAUUAUAAAGGUGGAGUGAGCUAAAUAGCCUUCUACCUGUGGUUGUAUGGAGUUCUAUCCUUGUGAAAUGUGCAUUAUCAUAACUGACUUUGUUAUAAAAAUAAAGAAAAUCCCUCCAGUUG
Myripristis murdjan (pinecone soldierfish) is the source of this 2612-nucleotide messenger RNA. RefSeq names its product probable histone deacetylase 1-B. The transcript has 12 exons. Bases 108 to 1556 code for a protein of 482 amino acids. Gene Ontology annotation, molecular function: histone deacetylase activity. The record is from RefSeq and is a predicted model, not a curated record. Gene Ontology annotation, cellular component: NuRD complex. Gene Ontology annotation, biological process: heterochromatin formation. NCBI's taxonomy places the organism in Eukaryota, Metazoa, Chordata, Actinopteri, Holocentriformes, Holocentridae.